CUCCAAGGUCAAUUACAUGCAGAAUUUGCGCCAUCCUCAUCUUCGAUUUUCAAUAAAAACAUAAAAAUAAGGCUACAAACUGAGUUUUAAUAUUUUUUUUCUUAAUUCCAGGUCGAAGUGUCAUCACCAAAUGUCGAAAGCGAAAAUACAUUCUGCACAAAUUCCAUUCUCGGUUCGACAAUGUGCUCCAAAAUUGUCACAUCAACAGUGAGCAGUAAUAGUCCAAUAUCAUCACUUUGCAUCGUCGACCAAUCGCAACAACAAUGCAAACUAUCACCACUUACAUCAUCAACAUCAUCGUCAACUUCCAGUGGUAAUUCUAGUGUGAUUGUUAAACCCUGUUCAAGAACAAAAUCGAGUGAGAAUCCCAGCUGUAACAAUAAUAAUAGUUGUAGUAAUUCUAGUAAUAAACCUCCCAUAGUUGUUCCUUUGUCCAAAGUUGCCGUCGCAGAUAACAGCAAUAGUAACAAGCGUGAAGACCUAACAAGCUUAGGUUCUGACGAUUCAGGAAUUAUCUGCGGUUCUGAAUCCUAUCAGGUCUCUCUCAAUCGCAUUCACCAAUCACACGAGAUUCUAGAUUCUGGAGAAAUGGAUGCCGAGGAGGAGUGCAUUGAAAUCCUCGACACCACAUCCAUGAAUGAGGAAUACGGUAUGCUGCAGUCAAACCUUUGCUUCUAUCAAUCACCAGACAACGACUUUCAGACCCCGAAAAAGACAUGAAGAUCAAAGAACGCCCACUUUAGAGUCCAUGGGGAAAAUCAAACGACGACACAUUAUCAAGUGGAAAACAAUCGCACUUGCGUGCCAAUAUGCAUCAACAGCCCAUCA
Molecule: messenger RNA, 828 nt
Organism: Episyrphus balteatus (marmalade hoverfly)
Lineage: Eukaryota; Metazoa; Arthropoda; Insecta; Diptera; Syrphidae
Exons: 3
Coding region: 181-720 (179 amino acids)
Source: RefSeq, a predicted model, not a curated record